Micromonas pusilla CCMP1545 is the source of this 2430-nucleotide messenger RNA. RefSeq lists its product as uncharacterized. The record is from RefSeq and is a predicted model, not a curated record. The transcript has a single exon. NCBI's taxonomy places the organism in Eukaryota, Viridiplantae, Chlorophyta, Mamiellophyceae, Mamiellales, Mamiellaceae. Gene Ontology annotation, molecular function: ATP binding; RNA helicase activity; nucleic acid binding. The coding region runs from base 1 to 2430 and encodes 809 amino acids.
AUGACGUCCGUGGACGACAAGAUCAAGAACGCGCUGAAGUCUGGGAAGGGAGGCGGCGGCGGCGGCGCGAAAUCGACGAAGCGCGAGGCGCCGAGCGACGACGACAGCGACGACAUCGACGACUCCGACUCCGAGGACGACAGCGCGGACGAGCGGCUCCCCGGGGAGGAGGAAGAAGAGACGGAUAGCGACGAGGAAGAGAUCGACGACGACGACGACGAGGAGGACGACGACGAGGAGGACGAAUCCGAAGACGAGGAGGACGAAUCCGAAGACGCGUCCGAGGAGGAAGCCGAUUCCGACGCCGAUUCAGACGAACCCGAGGAGGAAGAGGAGGAGGAGGAGGAGAUCGAAGACGACGACGAAGACGACGACGAAGACGGCGACGACGCGGAGGAAGCGAAGCCCGCGCCGUCGACGAAACCGAAACCGCAGACGAAGACGCAGCUCCCCGAGGACGACGGCGUCUUCACCGAGCGCGAGAAGAAAAAUAAAAAGGGCGCGGCGACGGAAGACGCGACGUUCAGCGCCGAGUCGUUCAACGACCUCAACCUCUCGCGGCAGCUCAUUCGCGCGUGCACCGCGCUCGGGUACGACGUGCCGACGCCGAUACAGGCCGCGGUCGUGCCGCUCGCGCUGACGGGGCGGGACAUAUGCGGCAGAGCGGUGACGGGGUCCGGGAAGACCGCCGCGUUUAUGUUGCCGCUUCUGGAGCGGAUGCUGCACCGCGGCGCGCGCGCGGCGGCGGCGACGCACGUCCUCGUCCUCGUCCCCACGCGCGAGCUCGCGGUGCAGGUGCAUCAGAUGACCAUGCGCUUGGCGCAGUUCACGUCCAUAAGAGCCGCGCUCGUCGUCGGCGGGUUAUCCGCGAACACGCAGGCGGCGGAGUUGAGGACGCGGCCGGAGAUUGUCGUCGCGACGCCCGGCCGACUGAUCGACCACGUGCGCAACACGCACUCGGUCGGUCUCGAGGACCUCGCCGCGCUCGUGUUAGACGAGGCGGACAGACUCCUGGAGAUGGGCUUUCUGGAGGAGAUCCGCGAGAUCGUGCGACACUGCCCGACGCGCAGGCAGACGAUGCUGUUCAGCGCGACGUUGACGUCGGGGGUGCAAGAGCUCGCGGAGUUUAGCAUGAAGCACCCCGCGCGUCUCUCCGCGGAUCAGAUUGGCACCACCCCGGGGACGCUGACCGAGGAGGUUCUGCGGUUGCGACCGGGCGCGGCGAGCAUGAAAGAAGCGCACCUCAUGGCGCUCGUGAAUCGGACGUUCACGAAGAAGUCGAUCGUGUUCUCUCGCACGAAGCAGCAGGCGCACCGACUGAAGAUCGUGAUGGGCCUCGCCGGGAUCGUCGCCGCGGAGCUCCACGGGGAUCUGUCGCAGACGCAGAGACUCGCCGCGCUCGAGAGCUUCCGCGUCGGCGAGGCGUCCCAUCUCGUCGCAACGGACGUCGCCGCGCGAGGGCUCGACAUCGCGGGCGUGGACGCGGUGAUUUCGUACGACGCCCCGCGGACGCUCGCGUCGUACCUCCACAGAGUCGGACGCACGGCGCGGGCGGGGAAACGAGGCACCGCGUUGACGUUCAUGGAAGAGAGCGACAGGAAGCUCGUGAAGGCGGUCUCCAAGCGCGGAUCGAAGCUCGUCGCGCGGUCGCUGCCGAAUCACGUCGUCGAGGAGUGGCACGCGAAGAUAGAAGCCAUGGCGGAUCAGAUCAAGGAGGUGGAGUACGAAGAGCGGGCGGAGAAGCACCUGAACCGAGCGGAGAUGGAGGCGAUCAAGGCGGAAAACUUGAUGACGCACUCGAAGGAGAUUCACGCCCGGCCGGCGAAGACGUGGUUCCAGUCCGAGCGGCAGAAGAAGACGCUGAACAAGGCGUCGCUGAAAGCGUCCGAGAGGGAAGACGUGGACGAGCUCGAGGACGUCGAAAAGGUGAAACGAGAGACGGGGAAAAAGAGCAAAAAGACGAAACGCGCGGAGAAGGAGGCGGCGGAGAAGGUCAAGCUCCCGGAGGGGAAGCGCGCGCGACGAGCGCUCGCGGAGGGGAAGAUCCGCGAGAAAGAGAAGCGGAUGUGGGGCGGGGACGACGAGCUCAGCGAGCAGAUGAUGAGCAAGCGCGCGGGGAAGACGAUGGGCGGCGUCAAGAGCGUGAAACGGUUGGAACGCGAGGCGAGACUCACCGGCGGCGUCGCGACGAAGGUUUUGAAGGCUUUCAAGAAGGAAGUCGCGAAGGGGCGGAAGAAGCCGAAGCGCGCGAAGACGGACGACGACGACGACGACGACGGCGGCGGGAUGUUCCAGAGGCACGGUCGCGGCGCGGAUUACAAGGGGAAAUCGCGAGGCGCGUUCGGGAACGGCCGCGACUUGAAGCCCGACGUGAAAAAGGCAAAGGGGAAAAAGUUCAAGAGCGCGUCGAAGCACAAGCGGAAGCGUUGA